AUGCUGGAUGCGACGAGCGUUGAAUUAGGGUUAGAUCCGUUGAAUGCGCCGGCUGCAGCCGCGGCGCGAGUCCAACCGCCGAAUGCCUUCUCCGUGCUCAAGUCCUUCGUCCUCAUGGGCUUCUACAAUUUCGGCGGCACCAAGGGCCACGUGGAGAUGAUGCGCAAAGAGUUUGUGGACCGGCGAGGCUGGCUGGAUGACACCCAGUUCACGGAGGUGUACCGAUAUGCCAAUGCCAUCCCGGGCCCAACGGGGAUGCAGAUGGUGGCGACACUUGGCACGCUGUGGUUGGGCACGUACCUUGGGGGCAUCUUAAUGCUCUUCUUCUACAUGCUGCCUGGAUGCCUUUCCGUCUACUUUGUGGCGAGGUUUGUGGAGUCAGUGGGGCAGAACGAUUUCUUCUCCUUCAACACGCAGUGGUUCACCGAGUUUGGCCCUCAGAUCCCCUCCGAUGAGAAAGCCUCCACCUUCUCGCAGGCCGUCGUGGGCGCCGUCGCUGCUGCUCCUGCCUACGCCCUCCUCUACUCAUUCGCCCAUGCCCAGAACCUCGCCAGCACCACGGACAGGGCGCUCAUCGCCAUAGUGGCGGCCAUCCUCUUCCUCCUCGCCACUCUCCCGGCCCUCAUCGCCAUAGUCGCCUCCGUCUUCUUCCUGCUCGCCCCGCACCGCCUCUCCCACCUCCUCGUGCCCCUCGCCCUCCUCCUCGCCGCCCUCUUCCGCUACCUCGCCCCCUUUGACCGCCUCUUCUCCCCUCCCCCCUCCUCCUCUUCCUCCGCUUCCUCCUCCCACUAUGCACACUCCUACUUCCCUUGGUCUGCUGCCAGACCUUCCCACCCUCCCUCCUCCUCCGCCUCCUCUUCCUCCUCCACCUUCUCCUCCUCCUCCUCUGCUGCCUCUGGCGUCCCCCGAACCUCCCAAGUGACUGAUAUUUUCUUCCGCCCUCUGCUCAGCCGGAGAAACACCGCUGCAAACACUCAGCUAAGCGGCAGCGGUACCAGUGCUGAGCGGGCUCCACUCACAGGCAGAGGCGGGGGCGGACGGGGGGGGAACGGCUUGGUGGGAGUGGCUGGGGCAGGAUCCCCGGCGUUCAGUGAAGGGGACGAAGGGGACGAGGAGGAGAGUAAGAAGCUGCUGGGGAAGGGCUUGGCGGUUGGGGGGGUGGCGGGAGGGUUGGGGGAGGGUGGCGGGGCGGGGAUUGCGUCGGGUGACUCGCUGGUGGUGCUGCGCGCCAAGGUGCACUCGCUGCCGUGGUCUGCUGUGCUGCUCUUUGGAUGGGUCGUCACGAAUCUGGCCUUUCUCUACUGCCGCACUCACGACGGGCGCGACCUGGGAUGUGAGUAG
This is a messenger RNA of Closterium sp. Naga37s-1, 1341 nucleotides long. The record is from the annotation of a GenBank genome assembly. NCBI's taxonomy places the organism in Eukaryota, Viridiplantae, Streptophyta, Zygnematophyceae, Desmidiales, Closteriaceae.